Molecule: messenger RNA, 921 nt
Organism: Aspergillus viridinutans
Lineage: Eukaryota; Fungi; Ascomycota; Eurotiomycetes; Eurotiales; Aspergillaceae
Exons: 2
Coding region: 1-921 (306 amino acids)
Source: RefSeq, a predicted model, not a curated record
AUGUCAAUUCUCGAUAAGCAUGGCGGUGAUGGUUCGUGUUUCCACCACCUUCAACCCCGAGCCAUCGCGCCUUGCCAGAACUACGACAGACUCAGCAUCAGUCCAUGCGACUCGAUGACCUCGCGUGGAACCAGCGAGGGGAGCAAUUACGAGGUUUUUCGGGAAUGUCUCUCCAGCGCAAUCGUGCAAAGAUCCGAUAAUGGCAGACGCAACCGGCCAUCCAAGCGAAAAGCGCAGAAAUCCAAACGCGGCACUAGGAAACUUGCUACUGAUGAAGCUGGGACGGAUACCACGGAUUCCGAUUCCUCAUCUCUACCAUCUCGGGUGAAUCCAGAAGAGCUAGCCGAGUUCAUCGAUUUCCUCGCAUCAGAAACCUUCCCCUCACUACCAACAGACCUCCAAACCCUCUCCUACUCAUCCAUCCAGCACGACCCCGUCCUCGCAGACAAAUACGCCUCCUCCCCGCUCCCCCGCUCCCUCGAGUCUAUAACAGCUACCGUCCCCGUCGCAGUCUCCGACUCGCUAUCCGUCUACGGACUCGUCCCUGAUCCCUCUGACGUCCCCGAUUUCUUCGCCCCAGUGCUGAGCGAGUACGUCGCCAGCGUGACCGCCGCGCCGCCGGUAUGGGCGACGACGCGCACCGACGCCUGCGAGAUCUGCGAGCGCGACUGGAUCCCCCUCUCGUAUCACCAUCUGAUUCCGCGCGGGGUGCAUGCAAAGGUGCUCAAGAAGGGGUGGCAUGAGGAGUGGAUGCUGAAUAGUGUGGCGUGGCUGUGUCGGGCGUGCCAUAGUUUUGUGCAUCGGAUGGCGAGUAACGAGGAGCUGGCGAGAGAGUACUAUACCGUUGAGAGGAUAAUGGAGAGGGAGGACGUGCAGGAUUGGGCGAAGUGGGUGGGAAGGGUGAGGUGGAAGGCGAGGUGA